AUGGCUGGCCGGGCGUCGGCGGCGCGGGCCGCCAGGCGCCACCUGAUCGCCACCGGCGUCGGCUUCACCGCCGCUCUGGCGGUCGCCAAGGCCUUCAUCGUGCCCCAGUCCGCGGAGAGCGAGGGCGCCGAGGGCGACCAGAAGAGGGAGCUGAAGCUGGUGCAGGUCGUGUUCAGGCACGGUGCCCGCACCCCGCUUGGGCAAAAGUACUGGCCUGAGCUAGGCCCCAAGUGGGAUGUGUGCGGCAAGGCCUAUGAUGCAGUGCCGGUGAAUGUGCUGGCGAUAGAUGGCAGGCCACGGCCAAUCAAUCAGGACGAUGAAAAGCAGGUCAGGCAGAGGUACGAGGGCGGCUGCUCCAAGGGCGAGCUGACGCUAGUAGGGCAGCAGCAGGCGCUGGCGUUUGGGCGCUGGCUGCGCUGGCGCUACCACUUGGUGCACGGCGUGCUGCCGGGCGCGCACGCCGAGGGAGUGGUCAACGCCCGCACCACAAACUACUCGCGCACCAUCGCCACCCUGCAGGGGGUGCUGAGCGGGCUGUUCCCCGGCACGGCACAUCCCAUCACGGUGCACACCACAGAAGAGAUCGACGAGGUGCUGUACACCAACGUGAAGAGCUGCGGCAGGCUGCACCAGCUGAUGCAGGACCUGCACCGGCAGCAGCGAGAGGCGUCGGAGCUGGGCGCCGACCCGGCGGUGGAGGCGGGCAGGCAGGGGUGGCGCAUGCGGGACGAGCAGCUCCUGCGGGACAUCGACCGCCUGGCAACCGCCCGCUUCAUGCACGUCAUCGCGCCGCACCCCGACACAGGCAAGACUCACGAGGUGCUGCGGCUGGGCAUGGGAGUUCUGAUGGAGAUGAUGGUGCGGCGCAUGGAGGCGGCGGCGGCGGGCGAGGCGGGGGACACCCGUAUGUUCCUCUACUCUGGCCACGACAGCAGCCUGAUGCCGCUGCUGGCGGCGCUGGGCAAGCACGUGGAGGACUGGCCGCCCUACCUGUCCAACCUCACGCUGGAGCUGUGGCAGCAGCCCAGCGGCCAGCACUUUGUGCUGUACAACAAGAAGGAGCUGCCGCUGGAGGACCUGUGUGGGGCACCCGCGUGCGAGCUGCAGCUGUUCAAAGAGAAGGUCAUCGGGCCUUACCUUCUUACCAAAGACCAGCACCAGAAGGAGUGCAUGCUGCACUUCUUGCACGAUAAGCCGGCUGGAGAGCACACAGAGACGGAGGAGGUGCAGGUGGGCAGCUCCUUCCAGGAAGAGGCAGACCCAAAGGCGCCCAGCGGCGGCACAGCGGUGGCAGCGGUGGGCAAAGCGGCGGGCAAGGGCAGCGAGCAGGCCAACCCGCUGCAAAGCAUCGCAGAGGAAGUGUGA
Chlorella variabilis is the source of this 1365-nucleotide messenger RNA. RefSeq lists its product as hypothetical. Gene Ontology annotation, molecular function: phosphatase activity. The coding region runs from base 1 to 1365 and encodes 454 amino acids. The transcript has 10 exons. Gene Ontology annotation, biological process: dephosphorylation. The record is from RefSeq and is a predicted model, not a curated record. Lineage: Eukaryota; Viridiplantae; Chlorophyta; Trebouxiophyceae; Chlorellales; Chlorellaceae.